Molecule: messenger RNA, 1442 nt
Organism: Equus quagga
Lineage: Eukaryota; Metazoa; Chordata; Mammalia; Perissodactyla; Equidae
Gene: TWIST2
Product: twist family bHLH transcription factor 2
Exons: 2
Coding region: 137-619 (160 amino acids)
Biological process (GO): regulation of transcription by RNA polymerase II; developmental process
Molecular function (GO): protein dimerization activity; DNA-binding transcription factor activity, RNA polymerase II-specific; RNA polymerase II transcription regulatory region sequence-specific DNA binding
Source: RefSeq, a predicted model, not a curated record
UCGGUUUUGCACAAGCCGGCCUUGAAAUCAGAGCCUUUCGAGCAACUCGGAAAGCGUGUGCUCGGCGACCGCGGGCUUGGCCAGCGGCGCGCUCGGCGCCCGGCGCCCCCAGCCCCACGCGCGCCGGGCGGGCGCCAUGGAGGAGGGCUCCAGCUCGCCCGUGUCCCCCGUGGACAGCCUGGGCACCAGCGAGGAGGAGCUCGAGCGGCAGCCCAAGCGCUUCGGCCGGAAGCGGCGCUACAGCAAGAAGUCCAGCGAAGAUGGCAGCCCGACCCCGGGCAAGCGCGGCAAGAAGGGGAGCCCGAGCGCGCAGUCCUUCGAGGAGCUGCAGAGCCAGCGCAUCCUGGCCAACGUGCGCGAGCGCCAGCGCACCCAGUCGCUCAACGAGGCCUUCGCGGCGCUGCGCAAGAUCAUCCCCACGCUGCCCUCGGACAAGCUCAGCAAGAUCCAGACGCUCAAGCUGGCCGCCAGGUACAUAGACUUCCUCUACCAGGUCCUGCAGAGCGACGAGAUGGACAAUAAGAUGACCAGCUGCAGCUACGUGGCCCACGAGCGCCUCAGCUACGCCUUCUCCGUGUGGCGCAUGGAGGGCGCGUGGUCCAUGUCCGCCUCCCACUAGCGCCGCGCCACCCACGUCCGGACCGGCGCGCCAGGUACUCAACUUCCCCAGCCAUGAUUCUGCUACCUGUGACGUUUCUAAUGUCUGAUCCAAGCAUUCAGCAGAGAUAAGUCUCAUUAAAUUAUCUGUUUCUCGAGGGACCAUCUACAAAUUACUUUUUGUGUUUUGGACAAUCCUUUGUUUAAAAACUCUGCUUUGACCCUUGAAGCAGACUCAGUGGUACAGCCAAACGUUGACUCUCCCUCACACUCCUCAAGACCCCUGACAGGCAGGGCCAUGUGACCACUCCAGCCAAUGACCUUUGGGAGGAAGUGACAACAACAUUUCUAGGCUGAAGUGUAGAAGUGGAGAGACACCCCAGUCUGUCCUCCACUGCCCCAGGUGACUGGAAUGGAAUGUCCCAAAUGGUGCAGCUGCAAGCCCGUGGAGAGUCUGCCAGCCUGAAUCCUCAGUGACUGCAUGGAGAGGAGCCCCAGCCAACCUGAAUGAGCAGGAAGCAUGAACAAGAUGCAAACAACUGUUGCGUUACAUCAUGGAGAUGUUGGGGCUUGUUUGUUGUUGCGACCAAAUCUCACUGGCUCAGACUGAAACAGCCCUGAAAUGAGAAGGAAGACAAUCUAAUAGCACUUGGAUGGUUCUCAUCUUGUCCUGGAGCCUCAGACAUACACACUUGGCUUUGUGAAAUGGGUAUUUGCUUGAGAAAAUGGUCUAAAGGGAGUCCUUUCGGCUUCAUUUUUAGAGGAGCUCAAUUUCUAACAGCACUAUUCACCAAAGUUUUUUUAUAAACCAUCAAACCUUUCCAGGGUGUAACCAUGGAUUCAUU